Molecule: messenger RNA, 1928 nt
Organism: Colletotrichum destructivum
Lineage: Eukaryota; Fungi; Ascomycota; Sordariomycetes; Glomerellales; Glomerellaceae
Product: Putative transcription factor IIA, alpha/beta subunit, transcription factor IIA, beta-barrel
Exons: 1
Coding region: 408-1553 (381 amino acids)
Biological process (GO): transcription initiation at RNA polymerase II promoter; transcription by RNA polymerase II
Cellular component (GO): transcription factor TFIIA complex
Source: RefSeq, a predicted model, not a curated record
ACAACCUUGUCCUGUACAAACCACUAACCGAAAAACAGGGCACCAGCGAGACACCCUGUCACCAUCCGAAGUCCACGAGAACAACGAGGCAAGCCUAAACAGAAAUCGAUUUCCAGUCUCGCAGCAGACGAUAUCUGAGCGCGCGUGCCACUCUGGGUAGCGAGAAGUGGUGGACUAGGCAGGCGUUCGCCACGCGACAAUUCGAAGAUCGAUCACAAUCAACAGCGGGACGACUGAGGACUCGCGACACCCAGACAAGGGCCGGAUUCAUUUACUUAAGGAGCACUGCGUUGGAGCAAGUGCGACCACAGGUGUGAUACAUCGGCAUUUUCUUUCCUGGUCCCAGCUCCCAGCUCCCAUCCAUUUUUUCGACAAGUAUCAGGUGAAGCCUGCCAACGAGUUUCACCAUGUCGAACAACGCCGUCGGUGUGGUCUACGAACAGAUCAUCAACGAGGUCAUCAGCUCCUCGCGCGUCGAUUUCGAGGAGGGCGGGGUUGACGAAAGCGUCCUCGAGGAAUUAAAGAAGGGAUGGCAGGAAAAGCUUUCUCAACUCGAGGUCGCCAGCUUUUCUUGGGACCCGAAGGAAGCGCCAGCUCUGGUUGCACCGCCCCCGACAACUGCGGCCCCGCCGCCUGCGGCUCCAUACUCCCAGGCUCAGCUGAGUCCUCAGAUUCCGGGACCUGGCUUAUCUCUGCCUGGUGCCCCCCUUGCCGAUCAUGCUAGAAAUGCACCAGUUAAGGAGGAACCUUACAUCAAGCAAGAGCCCGGCGUGCAGAACGUAUCUAUGCCCCCGGCUCAACAGGAGGGAGCUGGGAUUGCUGCUUACCGUGCAGCUCAACAUGUCCGAGGUCAAUUCGGUGAGAAAGGCGCCGGCUCCAUCAAUGCCAUUCAAGCCUCGGCGACCAGCAGGCCUGCUGGCCAGCCUGCCCUUCCCCAGAUGCCUAGCCAGCCUGCGCCACAGCAGCAACAGUACCGCCCAGGCGCGCCUCAGCAAGGUCAGCCGCAACAACAACAACAACAACAACAACAACAACAGCGUCCCCCUAGCAACGGUCAGCCAGGUGUGAACCCUUCGCAGACCGAUGGAACCGGUGACGAAUUCGACUUCGAGGGUGUUCUGCUCCAGCGCGAUGCUGACGGCAACCAACGCGAGCUUGGGCGUGUCGACAUUGACCGUAUGAUCCAUGCGCGGAUUGCUGCGAACGCCAAGAGCAUGGAGGGUGGUGGACUGAUGCUCCCCCUCAAGGAGGCUACCAGACAUAAGUCCGCCGCCUUGCGCUCCAAGGGAAAGGAGCACGGUAUUGCUUCUUACGACGGCUAUGAUGACGAUGAAGUUGACGAAGAUGCGAUCAAUUCGGAUCUUGACGAUCCCGAUGAAGACAAGGACGAGGACGAAGUCGACGACGAGGGUCUUGGCCACAUCAUGCUCUGCAUGUACGACAAGGUUCAGCGUGUGAAGAACAAGUGGAAGUGUAUCCUGAAGGAUGGCGUCCUUACCGUCAACGGCAAGGAGUACGUCUUCCACAAAGCCACUGGCGAGUACGAGUGGUAAAGCCUUCAGUAUCAACAUGCCGACUUUUGCCCUCGAAGGCAUGAGGACAACGUUGACAUUCCACUCAUGGGGCAUAUCAACCUCGAGCUUGGUUUCGUCCGAAACUGCAGUAUUAUAGACCGGCAAUAAGAGUUUGGGAAAUUGUCCACCCAGAGCCUCAUUCUUUGGUCUCGGACGGCCACUAGAACCCGUCGACAGUAGUGCCCUCUUUCGUUCUCUUUCAUUCUCUCUUUCAUUCUUUCCCGCUCUCUCACCCUGUCUCUCUCUCUCUCUCUCUCUCUCUCUCCGUGUGUGUUUUCUUUUUCGCGAAGGAACGAAAUUGGAUCACGCAAGCAGAUCUUUCUACUCCCCUCAACCUGAGUGCGACUUCAUAUC